Molecule: messenger RNA, 937 nt
Organism: Pieris napi
Lineage: Eukaryota; Metazoa; Arthropoda; Insecta; Lepidoptera; Pieridae
Product: secretory phospholipase A2 receptor-like
Exons: 7
Coding region: 132-641 (169 amino acids)
Molecular function (GO): signaling receptor activity
Source: RefSeq, a predicted model, not a curated record
CCUCUAGAGGAUCGAGAUUCGAGUAAGUACAUUAUAACGCCUGCCUUCGAGGACAACUCACGCCGCACGCGCGUUAUUUAAAGUUACGCUGAGAAGGUUCCCGCUUAAAAGAAGAACGUUAGCAGACUGAAAUGAGUUUCAGAAUUCAAGUAGCGUUUCUUCUUCUAUUUGGUACACUUCUGGAAGCCGGUCUACCUAAAGGUUUCAUCCUUAACAAAGCAACUAAAAAUGCCUACAAAUUGAUGUAUCAAUCUGCAACUUGGCCGGUGGCUAGAGACACGUGCAAUGAACUUGGGGCGCACUUAGCAGUACCACGUUCACAGGACGAGUUCUUCUUUAUCCAGAAACUAGUCCGUGGUAUGCAUUACCCCAGCAUCAACGGAACAGAUAACAAAUUAGUGGUCUGGCUUGGAAUCAAUAAUUUAGAUGACUAUACAAUUUGGAGAAACAUCUACGGUGAAGACAUAAAGAAGACUGGCUUUUCGACAUGGACUGGAGAUAACGGAAAGGGUUUCAGUAAUGCUCCUGAAGAGCCUCAUUGUGGAGCAAUAGACGCUGCAAAUCCUGGACUACGGGACUACUGGUGUCACCGAAGUCAACCCUAUAUCUGCCAAAUUGACCUCAUACGAAAUAAUCAAUAAAUAAUUUAAGAUAUAUACGAUUGUGUAUACUUAUAUAAUUGUGUAUUUGAACAUGUGUUAUAUCCAAAUACUAAUAUAAACUAUAAAAUCUAAACGUAUAAAAAUAAAUUAUAUUAUAAUUUGUUAUUAAUAUUUUCAACUCUCGUGAGUUUCUUUUAAAAAUGAGGUAAAAGUAUCCCUAGACUUACAUAAUGCCGAGAAAGAUUUUACCUCUCAAGCUCAGUUGCGAGUUAUCUUAAAUUCCCAUAAAAAUGGUAAAACCGACUGAACCAGCCAAUAAAACUUUAACAGAUUUG